Molecule: messenger RNA, 1047 nt
Organism: Tremella mesenterica DSM 1558
Lineage: Eukaryota; Fungi; Basidiomycota; Tremellomycetes; Tremellales; Tremellaceae
Exons: 9
Coding region: 1-1047 (348 amino acids)
Source: RefSeq, a predicted model, not a curated record
AUGUCCAUCUUCCAUCGAUUGGACGACUUUCUCACCAAACAACUCAUUCACUCAUUGUCUCUCACCAUUCUUACAUCUCCCCCCGUCAUCCUUCCCUCUCUCCUCACCACCCACUUACAGACCCUUUCAACUCCAAACCAACACUUUCUACAGCCAUUACCUGGACACAGUCCGGCUGCCGGCUCAAAAUUCUCAUCUUUCACAUCCGGAUAUUGGCUACAUAAGUCACACAUCUCGAUGGAAAAUACCCGAGAUAAAGCACCUCCCAAGAAAAAUCCCGGAAAUCCUGGUUUUAAGAGAGACUAUUACAACUCAAAACGUAUUGAACCAGACACAUUCUAUCCCGAUUCUCCGUAUUUUUUACAAGAGUUCUUUGACAAAAGAACAAAAAACCAUAAUCCGCGUCCCCUGAACAAUUCCCAGCAAACUUUCGAUGAACUGCUAAGAAAGGAGAAUAUUGAACUUCCCCCUGCUACUCUGAUUUCUUCUUCUCAGUUUCCCUUCGCCAUUCCAUGCAGUUUGGAUGAUGUGGGUACACCAAACGGACGGCCUAAGUUCUGGCUCAUGGCAUUUAAUCUCAAUCUUCCACGAGACAAUCAUGAUAUUAUGAAUGCCUGGGAGAUGAUUGAAAAAACAAAAGAGCGCCCCUUUCACCCUGGUGUCUGGUUUCCCUCUAACUGCCGGAAGGAUCAUACUCGUCCAUUUCUUUCCAAAGAUGCUAGAUCCAAUGAAACCCAACAAUUCAUGACAACUUUUGACAGGAUUGCAGGAGGAGGUACACUCAAGAACUUACGGAAAUUUGACCCUGUCACUUCCAAAAGAAUGUCUCAUACGUAUUCCAUCAUCUCAGUCUUUGGCUCAGGUGGGUGGAAAUCUUCUGCAGAAAAUCGUCAGGGAUGGCUUGUUCUGCCUCAGCUCAAUAUAGAAGUUGAAAUGCCAGUUGAUGGGGACAAAAGGUUGGUUGUCACUGCCUUUGCCUGUAGUGAGAUGUCCAAGUAUUACGAGGGCCACAAACACGAGAUUGUAUCAAAACAAGUGGGGAACUAG